Yamadazyma tenuis ATCC 10573 is the source of this 309-nucleotide messenger RNA. RefSeq lists its product as uncharacterized. The record is from RefSeq and is a predicted model, not a curated record. NCBI's taxonomy places the organism in Eukaryota, Fungi, Ascomycota, Pichiomycetes, Serinales, Debaryomycetaceae. Gene Ontology annotation, cellular component: mitochondrion.
AUGCAUCCUCAGUUGGACAAGGUCCGGUUCGACCCGUGUAUAGCGCUCAUGGACGCCUUGGAAGAGUGCCACCGCCAGGAGUUCAUGAAGAAGGCGUUGGGUAUGUGUAACUUCGAAAAGGAUGAGCUUGACAAAUGUCUUCAUCACACCCGAGUCAACAAUGCCAACGACAGAAUUAGACAGUCUAAGCUCCGGCAAAAGGAGGUCGAGCAGCGCCGAAAGGCUCGGGAAGAAGAGUUGUACGGGAAGAACAACUACUUGAAGAAGGUGAUUGAAAAACAGAUGGAACAAGAAGGAUCCAACAAAUAA